UGUUAGAUAACAGUAAUUCUUUAAUAUUUCUUGCCAACUCCUCCCUUACUAUCAACUCAUUGUCACUCACAUGUACCCAUUUCCCCUCUCUCUCAUUCUUUCUCUCUCUAACUAAUACUACAGUACUUGUUUCAAUCUCUUCCAUUGUGUGUGGGGUGUUCUUGUUUCUCCUUUUAUUCUCCAAGAAAAUAACAUUCAAACAUUUACUAGUAGAGAUGACCCUCUUACAGUUCUUGCACUAAUGUUAUUGAUAUUCACUUUCUUGAUGUUAUCAUUGCUUUUUGCACAAUUUUCUGGUGACUGCGUUCUUUGAGCUUAAUUUGGUCUCAUAUGUUCCAAGAAACUUAAUUUGUUCUUUUGGGUAUCUCAGCUCUUUCUGGUAAGAGAUUGAAGCACUGAAAUUUUGGCAUAUUUGUGAAGUUACUGGAGAAAACAAGUCCAUUAAACUUGAUUUCUCAGUAGUAAAAAUCAAAUCUUGAUCUCAGGGGGUGUUGCUAGAUGAUGAAAACUGAAAGAUUAAUUAGGUGAAAGUUAGUGAAACUUAAACCAUUGAGAGAUAUUCGCUGAUUUAUGCUGCUGGAGUUGAUUUGAGGGGUUGCGACAGCCAACAACCACAAAAGCAUAGAAUGGUGCGUAGGAUAGGUUUCCCAGAUUCUUGUUUGAUUUGUGUGGUGUGAAGAACUGGUUCCAGCUGUGUAGUGAAGAGCUUUGAGUUUGACCAUGGCUGCCAAGCUUUUACAUUCAUUGACUGAAGAGAACCAAGAUUUGCAGAAACAAAUUGGAUGUAUGACAGGAAUCUUGCAACUAUUUGAUCGCCAAAGUAUGCUUGCUAGUAGGCGCCUUAUUGGCAACAGCCCCAAAAGGCUCACCUCUGGUAGUUCUCACAUUGGCAGUGACACUUCUGAAAAAGAGUAUGCUAAUACAUACCAAAAAUCAGCAGCUAUGGAAAGCCACACAAACAAGACUGUGCAAGAUAAACAAAGAUUGUCUACAGAAUCGUCGAGACCAUCAUUCUCAUCUUCUUCACGUUCAUCUUCUUUUUCUUCUCUUGAUUGUAAUAAAAUAAGUCAACAAGAGCCCUUAGCUUUUGAUCGAUUAAGUUUUGCUGAAACUCCUUCAAGAGACUCAGCUGCAGGCCAACCAAAUGCAUCACCGCAAUUUGGUCGGCAAUCUCUUGACAUUCGGGAUGUGGUUAAGGAUUCUAUGAAUAGAGAAGCUCAGAGGUUCUCUGCUGGACCUACAAUGAAAGAAGAGGUGACAGAAUCUAUGUUGAAGCCCAGUGAUUCCCCUAGGCCAGUGCAGACUUUGAAAUCCUUUGAUGGGGCUUAUGAUAAUGGGAAGCAGAAUUCGCCUGUUGAUCUUAAGGAAUCUCUCAGAGUUCUUGCAAAACUUCGGGAAGCGCCUUGGUACUCAAAUGAACAUAGGGAACUCACAAGAUCAUUAUCAUAUCAUUCAAAAGACACUUCUACAUCGUCAAUCUCAAAAGAUGCUCCUCGGUUCUCAUGUGAUGGGAGGGAAACAAAUCCUUUACCCUUUGAAUCGCGAGACAUUUCAAAAUCCGCUCUAAAGCUGAAAGAGCUACCAAGACUUUCUUUGGACAGUAGAGUGAGUCCAGUACGAAGCUUGAACUCAGAACCAAAGUCUAACUUUUCCUCAAAAUCUAUGCAGAAGGAUAGUGGUUAUAAUACUAAUGCAAAGUCACCUCCUCUUCUGCAAACAUCUGGAACUCAGGCUCGUCCUCCUAGUGUUGUGGCAAAGCUAAUGGGUCUGGAAACACUACCUGAUGCCGUGUCAUCAACUGACAGCAAGACGGGUUCGAGCAAAUCUUCGCAAGUUGAAGAAACUGUUUCUUUUCCAAGGUCUUCAGAAGUAUCUGAGCCAUGCAAACCUAUCCGAACUCCUAAUUCCACGAAGAACCUCUGGAAAGAACCUACUUCUCCUCGGUGGAGAAACCCUGAUAUGGCUAUGAAACCUAUUUCUAGGUUUCCCAUUGAACCAGCACCCUGGAAGCAACUUGAUAAGACUCGGGUGUAUGAGAAACCUAUAUCCAGGAUCAUAAAAGCUCCGUUAAAGCCUGCGAGCCCAUUUCCUUCUGUUUACAGUGAGAUUGAAAAGAGAUUGAAGGAUCUAGAAUUCACCCAGUCAGGCAAGGAUCUAAGAGCUCUUAAACAGAUAUUGGAGGCAAUGCAGGUAAAGGGUCUCCUGGAGACAGAAAAAGAGGAGCAGGGUUCAAAUUUUACUGGUCAGAAAGACCAUCACCAGAAGUUUGCGAGUUAUGCACAGAGUGGAAAACUGGUAAACCAGAGGAUGAGGCAGAGUGAUCAAUUGACUGCUCCAACAAAGAGGGGGCCAAAUUCUUUAAAGAAUUUUGAAUCCCCAAUAGUCAUCAUGAAGCCAGCAAAAUUAGUGGAAAAAUCUGAUAUUCCUGCUUCUUCGAUGAUUCCACUUGAUGGAUUACCCACUUUCCCCAAACUUCAUGGUGGUGACUCUGUCUACGGAAGAAAGGGUAAUGCUACUAGCAGAACUGCUAAAGAACAUCACCAAAGAACUAGUUAUGGCAGCAGUUCAGUGAAUCCCAGUGAAGCAAGAAGAACUUCGAAACCUACACAAAUUUCAACAAGAUCCCAACAGCUUCCUAAAGAGAGCACAUCAGGCUCAAUAAAGAGCUCAGGAUCCAUCAGCCCAAGAUUGCAACAGAAUAGACUGGAGCUAGAGAAAAGAUCUCGGCCACCCACGCCUCCAUCUGAUUCCAACAGAUCGAGGAGACAGCCAAACAAGCAACAGACAGAGGCUAGUUCCCCAGGUGGAAGACGUAGACCAAGAGUUUCAAACAUCCAUCAAAAUGAUGGCCAUGUGAGUGAGAUCAGUAGUGAAUCAAGGAAUUUGAGUUGCCGUGGGAAUGAGAUUUCUGGUCAAUCCAAUGGGAAUGUAGUAGCAGAAUCAAAAGUAUAUUCUGAAGUCACUAGUUUUGAGCGCUCUCCUGAGGUGACAAGCAGCCGGAGUUCAUCUAUUGAUGUGUCCAAUUACCUGAGAUGUGACUUGGUAGAGAAGAAAUCAUCUCUGGUGCUCUCUGAGGAUGAACUGUUAGCUGAAUCUGCCCCAGAGUAUCCAAGUCCGGUCUCGGUUCUUGACAAUGCCGUAUAUACAGAUGAAUCACCCUCCCCUGUGAAGCAUACUCCAACAGUCGUGAAAGAUGAAAGCUGCAGCCGUGCUGAUAAAUUUUCCAGUCCGCCACAGAGUGAUCGAGCCAAUACUCUUGUGACUGAUGCCUCCAAUUCUGGUCUCUCAUCGGAAAUCAAUCGAAAAAAAUUACAAAACAUUGAGAAUUUGGUUCAGAAGCUCAGGAGGUUGAAUUCCAACCAUGAUGAGGCUCGCACGGAUUAUAUUGCAUCUCUCUGUGAGAACACAAACCCAGACCACAGAUACAUUUCAGAGAUCUUAUUGGCUUCAGGACUCCUUCUCAGGGAUCUCGGCUCAAGCCUAACAAGUUUCCAGUUCCAUCCAUCAGGUCACCCCAUCAACCCGGAGCUGUUCCUUGUCUUGGAACAAACCAAAGCAAGCACUUUAGUUAAGGAGGAAUUCUGCAAUGAAAAGAUGAGGCAGUCUAAGCCGAAGGAAAAGAUACGUCGGAAACUCAUCUUUGAUGUUGUUAAUGAGAUUCUUGCUGGAAAGUUGGCGUUAGUGGGACCAUCUUAUGAGCCAUGGUUGAGACACCAGAAGCUAGCAAAGAACGCUCUGAAUGCUCAAAGGCUUCUGAGGGAUUUGUGCGCGGAGAUAGAACUACUUCAAGCUAAACCAUCAAAAAGCGACUUGGAGGAUGAGGAAGAUGAGUGGAAAAACAUAUUGCUUGAGGAUGUGAUGCAUCGAUCAGAGAGUUGGACGAUAUUCACUGGUGAGUUAUCAACUGUAGUCUUGGACAUGGAGCGGAUGAUCUUUAAAGAUUUAGUUGAUGAGAUAGUGAGAGGUGAUGGUGCUGGUUUGAGAGCAAAACCAACUAGGCGUAGACAGCUAUUUGGAAAGUAGUACUAUAUCUCUACCAUUCUACUCUUGACUUCUCUUUGUUUUUUCUUUGUUUUCCUCCUCAGCCUAAUUAUUGAGUAGUAAAAUAAUUCAGAAAUACUCAUUUGCGUCUUGGGUUCUAUGUAAAGGAAUAAUUUCCUCUUAAUUGUAUUACCAACAUACUUAGUGAAGAUCACCUGUCCAGAAAAUGUACCAGUAUAUGUAUUGUUUUGCAUCCUGUUAUGCAGAAUUAUAGAUUUUUUUACCAGCUAG
Messenger RNA from Nicotiana attenuata, 4272 nucleotides. Its product is annotated as protein LONGIFOLIA 2-like. The record is from RefSeq and is a predicted model, not a curated record. Bases 721 to 4023 code for a protein of 1100 amino acids. Gene Ontology annotation, biological process: regulation of monopolar cell growth. NCBI's taxonomy places the organism in Eukaryota, Viridiplantae, Streptophyta, Magnoliopsida, Solanales, Solanaceae. The transcript is spliced from 5 exons.